Molecule: messenger RNA, 1063 nt
Organism: Erigeron canadensis
Lineage: Eukaryota; Viridiplantae; Streptophyta; Magnoliopsida; Asterales; Asteraceae
Product: photosynthetic NDH subunit of lumenal location 5, chloroplastic
Exons: 7
Coding region: 88-837 (249 amino acids)
Biological process (GO): protein folding; protein peptidyl-prolyl isomerization
Molecular function (GO): peptidyl-prolyl cis-trans isomerase activity
Source: RefSeq, a predicted model, not a curated record
UAAUCCACACGCUCGUCAUAUCCGUCUUUCACACUCUCAAAAACCCUGGAAAUUAUCCACAACCCUCAUCCGCAGCAGUUACUCAAAAUGGCUCUCUCAUUUACAUCUCUGUCAAACGUCGGCUCGGUCUCAGCUCCCCGAAGUUUCUCGUCGGUGAAAGCCGUGAAUACGUCGUCGUUUAGUGGUAUCAAUGUUGGUAAAUCUAGUAAUUUAUUAUCUACCUCCCUCCGCCUGAGCUCUUCACCUAACCCUAAUGUUCAGCUCAAGUCUCGAGCUACCUUGUCCGUCAGGGCCACUGCUCAGGAGGUAGCUACACAAGCUAAAGUAACAAACAAAGUGUAUUUUGACAUCAGCAUUGGAAACCCAGUUGGGACACUUGCUGGAAGGAUUGUGAUUGGGCUUUUUGGUGAUGAUGUGCCCCAAACAGCUGAAAAUUUCCGUGCUUUAUGUACAGGAGAGAAAGGUUUUGGUUACAAGGGAUCUGCAUUUCAUCGUGUCAUUAAGGAUUUCAUGAUUCAAGGAGGCGACUUCGACAAGGGCAAUGGAACUGGUGGCAAGAGCAUUUAUGGCCGGACAUUUAAGGACGAGAACUUUAACUUAGUUCAUACUGGACCAGGAAUUGUUAGUAUGGCAAAUGCAGGCCCCAAUACCAAUGGAAGUCAAUUCUUCAUAUGCACAGUCAAGACUCCAUGGUUGGACCAGAGGCACGUUGUGUUUGGACAAGUUUUGGAGGGCAUGGACAUAGUUAAGCUGAUUGAGUCCCAAACCACAGACAGAGGUGACCGCCCAACAAAACGAGUCGUUAUCAGUGACUGUGGUGAGCUUCCAUUGGUCUAAGACUGAGCAAGUCAUGGGCUCAUUUUGUACCAGUAAAUGUAGCUUUAUUUAAGGCAGAGUAUUACCUACAUGAAGAGGUGGUUUGACAGUGAGGUUUUUUGGUGUUAUGGACCAUCUUUUGGUGUUCUGUUUUUCAACGAUUUGGCUUGGAAAACACCCACUCGCUGUGUAUUGAUACUGUUUUAUUAACAGUUUUUAUUGAAAUAAUGAGUGUGGCUUCUUUUGA